CCUCAGGGAUUCAAAAACUCUCCCACCGUGUUCGAUGAGGCCCUCCAUGAAGACCUGGGUGAGUACCGAUGCAAACACCCUGAAAUAACUUUACUACAGUAUGUUGAUGACCUCCUGAUUGCAGCCGAGACCCAAGAAGCUUGCCUCCAAGGGACCAAGGGUCUCUUACAAGCUUUAGGAAAUCUAGGAUACCGGGCCUCAGCAAAGAAAGCUCAAAUCUGUAAACCAGAAGGAACAUAUCUGGGGUACCUGCUAAAAGGAGGGCGGCGCUGGUUAACAGAUGCCCGGAAGCAAACUGUUCUGCAGAUCCCCAGGCCACAGUCCACCCGACAAGUAAGGGAAUUCCUGGGGUCAGCAGGAUUUUGUAGACUAUGGAUACCUGGGUUCGCGGAGCUGGCUAAACCCUUAUAUCAGGCAACCCGGGGACAGCAGCCAUUUAAUUGGACAGAAGAAGCCGAGACGGCUUUCCAACAGAUCAAAACCGCCUUAUUCUCUGCACCUGCACUGGGACUACCUGACGUCACUAAGCCCUUCCACUUAUAUGUGGACGAGAGCAAGGGUGUCGCCAAGGCGGUGCUAACUCAGAACUUAGGCCCCUGGCGGAGGCCAGUUGCCUACCUGUCAAAGAAAUUAGACCCAGUGGCUACCGGGUGGCCCCCUUGUCUCCGAAUGAUUGCAGCCACGGCCCUGAUGGUACAAGAUGCUGACAAACUUGUCCUGGGUCAAGAAUUACGGGUCGGUACCCCACAUGCCAUCGAGGGUGUACUCAAACAGCCACCUAAUCAGUGGAUAAGUAACGCCCGGCUCACCCACUACCAAGGACUACUACUAAACCCUCUCAGGAUAACUUUCCUGUCCCCAACCACCUUAAACCCAGCCUCGCUGCUGCCUAACCCGGACCUGGAUGCCCCGCUCCAUGAUUGCACUGAGAUACUAGCUCAGGUGCACGGAGUUCGAGAAGACCUGCAGGACCGCCCACUUCCUGAUGCAGACCUCGUCUGGUUCACUGAUGGAAGCAGCUUCAUUCACCAAGGCCAGAGGUACGCUGGAGCAGCAGUGACUUCAGAGACUGAGGUAAUCUGGGCGGAACCCUUGCCCCCGGGGACAUCGGCCCAAAAGGCCGAACUGAUAGCGCUCACCCAAGCCCUUACCCUAGGGGCAGGGAAGAAACUGACAGUAUAUACAGACAGCCGAUACGCUUUUGCUACGGCGCACAUACAUGGGGCCAUUUAUAGGGAGCGAGGGUUACUAACGGCUGAAGGAAAAGAGGUAAAAAAUAAGCAAGAGAUCCUAGCCCUGUUAACAGCCCUAUGGGAACCAGAAAAGUUGGCUAUUGUACAUUGCCCAGGGCAUCAGAAACCAACCACUCCAAUUGCUCAAGGCAACUUUCUGGCAGACCAAACUGCAAGGAGUGUGGCAAAGGCUUCCAGUCAACUCCUUGCACUCCAGCUCCCUGAUCCGGGCCCCCGGGACCUGCCAUAUCUCCCUGAUUAUCCAGAACAGGAUCUCCAGUGGAUUGACAAACUUCCCCUGAAACAGAUCCAGAAUGGGUGGUAGACUGAUACUAAUGACCAAACCAUCCUACCAGAAAAAUUAGGAUAACAAGUGUUAGAACACAUCCACCGAACCACCCACCUGGGGCACGUGCCCGGCGGAUGAUAGACCUGAUCAGACGCUCCAAGCUCAAAAUCAGACAUAUAGCCGAGACGGCCAGCAGCAUCGUGACCAAUUGCAAAGUCUGCCAGCUUAACAACGCCUACCCUCAAACCCAGGCUGCAACGGGAACAAGGCUCAGGGGAACCAGGCCCGGUAUCUACUGGGAGGUAGAUUUUACUGAGAUAAAGCCAGGGAAGUAUGGGUAUCGGUACUUACUUGUCUUUGUAGAUACUUUUUCAGGGUGGAUUGAAGCAUUCCCAACCAAGAGGGAGACUGCUCAGGUUGUAGCAAAGAAAAUUCUGGAAGAUAUCUUUCCCAGCCUUGCAGAAAAUUCAUCAGGAAGUCUGGCCCAAGCUGAAGGAACUAUAUGAGACUGGUCCCCCACCGACACCCCAUCCGUACCAGCCGGGAGACUGGGUCCUGGUUAAGCGACACCGACAAGAGA
Rhinopithecus roxellana (golden snub-nosed monkey) is the source of this 2101-nucleotide messenger RNA. RefSeq lists its product as uncharacterized. Lineage: Eukaryota; Metazoa; Chordata; Mammalia; Primates; Cercopithecidae. Gene Ontology annotation, molecular function: nucleic acid binding; RNA-DNA hybrid ribonuclease activity. The transcript has 2 exons. The record is from RefSeq and is a predicted model, not a curated record. The coding region runs from base 670 to 1557 and encodes 295 amino acids.